GUCUGUCAGGCUGGAGGAUGGAGCUGAAGAUGUUGCUAGUCUUCACCGUGUUUCUGCUUCACGCUGUCCUGGGUUUCCCUAUUCAGGAGAACUACGAAAACAUCACAGCAACAACAGAACCUACUGAGGUUACUACACAAGAGGAUAUAUAUGAAUCUCCACUGCCUACAGAGACUGACUCCGAGGAUGAAGUUAUUUUUAACAGAAUUCUGGAAGUUAACAAAGACAGCUCUCAGUACUUGCAAGAAGGUGAUAUUGUUCUACAAAGGAGACGCAGUGCCAUCAACUGUCGCAAUUGCAAUUGGCCUCAGUCCAGUGAUGGAAUUGUUCGUAUUCCCUAUGUCUUGGAUUCUGCUUACGAGGAGAACCACAUAAGGGGGAUUGAAGAUGCCAUGGCAGAAUUUGAAACACUGACUUGUAUUAAUUUUGUGAAGCGCAAGACAGAACGUGAUUACCUCAACAUUAAAUCUGCUGAUGGCUGCUGGUCCCACUAUGGAAAAGUAGGAGGUGGACAGACUCUCUCUGUAAUGAAAGGAGGCUGCAUGUGGAGAGGAAUAAUUCAACAUGAACUGGACCAUGCUUUGGGCUUUUUGCAUGAACAUUCUCGAAGUGACAGGGAUAGACAUGUAAAGAUCAUGUGGGAGUACAUCAGUCCAUCUGACAGAUCAGAUUUCAGGAAAUUUGAAAACUCCAAUAACCUGGGUCUUCCAUAUGACUAUUCCUCAGUAAUGCACUAUGGCCCAUACACAUUCACUAAUACCACCGGGCAACCAACUAUUGUACCAAUUCCUGAUAGAUCAAUACAUAUUGGACAGAGGCUUGGACUGAGCAACUUGGACGUGGCCAAAAUUAACAAACUUUACAAUUGCAGUCGCUGCAGCACUAUUCUUGAUACAAUAUCUGGGACACUGAGAUCUGCCAACUACCCAAGAAAUUACUCGGAUAACACCAACUGUGUCUGGCUAAUCCGAACCCGACAUAGAAAGAUUACUCUGCACUUUCAAGCCUUUGAGCUGCAGACAACCAGAGGCUGUCAGGGUGAUUACGUUAAAGUUUAUGAUGGAUCCAGCAAGUCUUCUGCAGUUCUAAUGGACAAGACCUGUGGAUCAAAGAUACCCAAAGACGUAGCGGGUUCUAGUAGUCAUAUGCUUAUAGAGUUUGUCACAGAUGGUGCUGAUACAGCUUCUGGUUUCCAAGCCAGCUUUACUUCUGUGAGGACCCGAAGAAGACCUUAACGGCCACAACUGAUGCAACAAAGAUCCACCUAGUCUGUGAAUAUUGAAAUUAUGUGUUUCCUACUUUGCUCCUCUCCUGGCUUGGAUCAGUACAAAAUCUAAUUCUAUUAGGAAUCAAAGUCUUCAUCUUCCUGAGAAAGUUUAUUCCCCAAGCCAUAUAAAUGUAUGAAUCUUAUACAUACAGUUCUCCCCCUUUUGUCUGCACAGUUAAGUUAUUACCUCUUUCUAUUUAACAACUGAAAUAAAAGCUUCAU
This is a messenger RNA of Mesitornis unicolor (brown roatelo), 1489 nucleotides long. It is a transcript of the gene ASTL, whose product is annotated as astacin-like metallo-endopeptidase (M12 family). Gene Ontology annotation, molecular function: zinc ion binding; metalloendopeptidase activity. Gene Ontology annotation, biological process: proteolysis. The coding region runs from base 18 to 1235 and encodes 405 amino acids. The transcript is spliced from 13 exons. The record is from RefSeq and is a predicted model, not a curated record. Lineage: Eukaryota; Metazoa; Chordata; Aves; Mesitornithiformes; Mesitornithidae.